AUGGGUUGUUUCUAACCUAAAGGUAUAAAUAAAAUUGUUGCUAUGCAAACAACAAACAGAGCUUACAUCUUUACAUCAACUGCAGACAUACAUAAAAUAUUUUCUUUCGGGAAAGUGCUAGGAAUUGGAGCCUUCGGUAAAGUUCUCUCAGCUAAAAGGCGAAAUAAUUCAGAGAAAUAGUACGCCAUAAAAAUGAUUGACAAGAGAAAAGUUAAGGGAAGGGAAACCAUGCUAGCUAAUGAAAUAUAUAUAUUAUAGAAGUUAGAUCACCCGAAUAUUAUAAAAUUCCAUGAAGUAUAUUAAAGUGAACUAUACUUCUACAUUUGUAUGGAUAAAUGUGCUGGAGCAGAACUUAUGGAGAGCGUACCCAAAAAUUAAAAAUCAUACACAGAGGGCUAGGCGAGAGAUAUCAUGGUUAAAAUCAUUUCCGCCAUAGCUUACAUUCAUGAACAAGGAAUUAUACAUCGAGAUAUUAAACCAGAAAAUAUUAUGUUCACCGAUCGAGACAUCAGAUCGGAGCCUAAACUUAUUGACUUUGGGCUUUCAGUGAAAUACGAUGCUUUCAGCUACAAUAAACUCAAGGCUGGAGUAGGAACACCUGUCUAUUUAGCACCGGAAGUAAUCGAAGGAACUUAUAGUGAAAAAUGUGAUGUUUGGAGUCUCGGUGUUUUAUUGUUUAGUAUGCUUGUGGGCUAUCCUCCUUUCUAUGGGAAAAAUCGAUAAGACCUUUAUGAAAAUAUACAAUAUCAAAAUUUGAUAUUUGAUAGAAGACAUUGGAGAAACACAAGUGACGAAGCAAAAGACCUUCUGAAGAGAAUGCUUAACAAAAAUUAGCAUCUAAGAUAUUCUGCCAAGGAAUGCCUUAAGCACCCAUGGUUUCAACUGUUAUUUAAGGAUGGAGUUUGUAGACCUCCAAGAAGGAGUACUGGAUUUUCAGGGUCGCAAACUGAAGACGAUUAAAGAACAUUGUAUCAAAUGCUAAAGACUUACCGAAUUUGUGCUAAAUUUAAGAAGGAAGUGAUGAAAGUGCUGGUCAAUCAGAUGAAUGAAAAGGAUUUAGGAAGGUUACAAUAAAUAUUUAAAAAUAUUGACGUUGAUAAUUCUGGUACAAUAACAGUUUAAGAACUACAUCAAGCACUUUAGCAAGAGGGUUCCUUAGCAACAGUUGAAGAGAUUGAAUAAAUUAUGGAAAACAUUGGGUAUGACUUUGAUGAAUUAGAGGAUUUAUCAAUAUCUCAUUCUCACAAAUCCACAACAAAACCUUUAAUAAUUAAAUACAGUGAUUUCUUAACUGCCUGUAUUGAUGAGAGACGUGUUUUUACAAGAGAGAAAUUGUGGUCAAUUUUCAAAUAUUUUGAUACCUAGAAUGAAAAUUAUUUAUCAAGAGAAGCCAUUAGAGAAUCAUUUGCAAGGCAUGGACGCUCGCUUUCCCUUGAGAAAAUCAAUUAAAUGAUAGCUGAAAUAGAUCCUAAUAAUUAGAGUAAAAUUGGAUUUGAAGCAUUUUGUUAGAUGAUGGGUGUUGCUGGAAUCUAAGAAACUCUAGAAUUUAAAGAUGAAACAAAAGAUCCUUAAUCUGUUGCACCUUCUAUAAUUUUAUGA
Paramecium tetraurelia is the source of this 1599-nucleotide messenger RNA. RefSeq lists its product as uncharacterized. Gene Ontology annotation, biological process: intracellular signal transduction; peptidyl-serine phosphorylation; protein autophosphorylation. Lineage: Eukaryota; Ciliophora; Oligohymenophorea; Peniculida; Parameciidae. Gene Ontology annotation, cellular component: nucleus; cytoplasm. The transcript is spliced from 5 exons. Gene Ontology annotation, molecular function: calcium ion binding; calcium-dependent protein serine/threonine kinase activity; ATP binding. The record is from RefSeq and is a predicted model, not a curated record.